AUGGCCUUCUUCCUCAAGGCCCUCGGCUUGUCUGACAGCAUCCCGGGCUUUCCCUUCACCCCUGCCGCCAAUGAUCCCGGUCGUGCCGUGUACACCUCACCGCAGAUGUGCUGGACGCUGCGGUUCGGCACGCCGAGCGACGAUGCUCAGACGCGGGUGUCCAUCUUUACCUGCCCUCUCUCCUCGACGACUAUGGCAGGCAGCAGCGGCAACAGCGAGCUGCUAAAGCAGCUGGCCCAAAACACUAUACGCCGCGCGAAGAGUCUUAUGAUUCCAGGGUUUCUUAAGUGCCACGGCGCUGUCGAGUAUGGCGACACGAUCUACAUCGCAACAGAGCCGUGCGUGCCUCUGAAAGACGUUUUGGAGAGUCGAGAGCUGCGGAGGCACUACUACGGACAGACGAACGAGGAGUAUACCGCUUCCGUCGCCUACGGCCUGGACACGGUGAGCGGCGCACUCGCGGCACUUCAAUCAAACAGGCUGGUGCAUGGCAACGUACACUGUGGAUCCAUCUUUAUCUCCGCCGUGUCGGGGUUCUGGCGACUGUUUGGGUUGGAGUUCAUCUCCGCGACGGACGAGGUGGCGAGUGGCAUCCCCAGCUGCCUCCUCGAAUCUGCGCGACGAGCUGGAAUGAUCGUCGGGUAUCGUUGCCCGCCGGAGCUGGGCAGCAGCAGCGGCGGCGACGUCGCCAGGGAGGAUCCUGUGGCGGCUGUGGACGCAUGGGGCCUAGCCUGCUUGGUGUACGAGACGGUGGGGGUGACGGCCGAGGAGGCGAUCAACGGCAGGCUGAACUCACUGACGCACAGCCUUAGCGCGGCAGAACUGCGCAACGUGUGCCGUCAGAGCCUGCCCAAGUCUCUGCACCAGGGCUGCAGCAACCUCACCGCGCCAAACCCGCGCCUGCGUAAGCCGAUUGCGUCCUUCUCCGAGGGCUGCGAGUUUGUGAAGAAGAGCACGUUUGUACAGUACAUGAAGGCUCUCUCGGAGCUGCUGCUGAUGGAUCUCUCGCAGCAGGUGCACCUGGCCGAGUCGUUGACUGGGCUAGUGGAGGAGUUUCCACUGCGGGCGUGUCUCUGCUUCGUUCUACCGCGACUCGGCGAGCUCGUCCGCGCUGCUGCAAAGACCGAUGGCAGCACCGGAGCGACAGGGGUGUCGAUUGGGCCGGUGGCCGACCCUGUGUUGAGGGUCGCGGAGCGCACCGCAGCGGGCGAGGACUUUGAUGAGUAUGUCACACCCGUGCUUGUGCAGCUUUACCGGUCAACAGAUGUGCUGUUGCGCUACAAACUGCUCGUCGGCGCUGAGGCCUACGCCGCGAAGGUGUCCUCCGCAUCACUGAACAACACUAUUUGGCCGCUCUACGUCAAGGGGUUUGCGUACUCGGCGCCCAGUGUGCGAGAGUACAGUGCGCGCGCACUGGUGCACCUCGCUCCGCACAUGUCAGGGAGCAUCCUUGGCGACCAGGUGCCGAAGGCCCUGGCGCAGCUGCAGCGCGAUGCGGACGGAGCGCUGCGCGCCAACGCCACAAUAGCUCUCAACUUCGUCUCGGAGCACAUUACACCCCCGUCGCAGCGGGCAAUGGUGAUGCUGACGUACUGCCGUCCGAUGUUGCGAGACGCGUUCGAACCUUCGCGGGUGGCGGCGCUGCGGUCACUGCACGGGUCUCUUGAAUGCCUGUCAGAGAAGCAGCUCGCAGAGUUGGUGCUGCCAGCCGUAUCGCCACUGACCGUCGACCCGACAUCCGCCGAGAGUCGCACGGCUGCGCUGUCGCUCCUGAAGGCGUCCCUGGCGAAGUUGGAGGUUCAUCACAAGCAGCUCUCCGUGCAGCAGGUGACUGCCGCUGCCAACAGGAGCACAGAUGCCUCGUCGACAAGCCUUCCUGUUCCUGUAGCUGUGCCGGCCGGGACUACAUCGAAAAUGUGGGGGCUGCUAGGGGGCUUCACCAUAUCCUCGACCUCGCCUGCUGCGGAGCAGUGCCCGCAGCACGUCGAUGCCGCCUCAACGCCCAUGCCGUCAGGUGCUGCUAGUCCGCUGCAUGUGACCCCAGCAGUCACUGUAUUGCCGACACCGGAGGUCACGGUGGCUUCCUUGGAGGGUGGCGGCGGCAGUGGCUGGAGUGAUGAUAGUGAAGCGGAUGCGUCGGACAAGGACGACGGCGAGAGAAAGGCCAACGCUUUUCAUGGGAGCUCUCUGUUUUCCAAGGCCCCCGCGACACUACUGCACACGCCAGCGGCGCCCUUCUCCGCUGGGACGCAGCCAUUGUCUACUACUGUAUCCUCUGCCGCCUCUACAGUGAGUGCUGGUGGCGGUGCUCAUGGGCCUAUAUCUUCGCUUCCAGGGCUCGCCUCCUCGCCGCUGUCUCAGACAAUACCGACCGUGUCGAGCGCCAGCAGUGUAUCAAGCCGAACCGGCAUCAAUAGUUUAGUCGGCGGCAUCGGUGGAGCCACGCCUCUUGGUGUUGGAGGGGGCACUGGCAACGCCACUGCGGGCGCUGCUAGCGGACCGAUGAAGCUACGCAAGAAGGGCGGGCUCGGAGCGGCCCGGCUGGACUGA
Leishmania braziliensis MHOM/BR/75/M2904 is the source of this 2550-nucleotide messenger RNA. RefSeq lists its product as hypothetical. The record is from RefSeq and is a predicted model, not a curated record. Lineage: Eukaryota; Euglenozoa; Kinetoplastea; Trypanosomatida; Trypanosomatidae. Bases 1 to 2550 code for a protein of 849 amino acids. The transcript has a single exon.